Molecule: messenger RNA, 1227 nt
Organism: Phaeodactylum tricornutum CCAP 1055/1
Lineage: Eukaryota; Bacillariophyta; Bacillariophyceae; Surirellales; Neidiaceae
Exons: 1
Coding region: 193-1227 (344 amino acids)
Source: RefSeq, a predicted model, not a curated record
UUAGACAGCAAAGGAAGAAAUCUCCAAACUCGGUGUAGAAUUUGACAAACCACGAGAGGUGUACUUCCGUUUCUUGGUGAUUAACUAGCUGGCAACGUAAAACCUUGCCGUGCGUCUACCGUUCAAGAGCAUCUCGAGAGUGAAGCGCUUCUUCUCCCCGUUUGCUUUUUCCUUGUUGAUAAGAUUGACAGCAUGUCCGCAACCGUCGAUGACUUAACCGAAGACUUUGAUCGCCUUGCCGCGGAUCCCCACACGGGCCAACACCCCGAGCUGCGCAACAUGUGCGUGAUGAAUUGCGCCAACUCUGCUCGUAUCGUCCCCAAUGGUCCUCCCGUCGUACUCGACAACGAGUGUUUUGAGGGAAAAGUAAUGUUGCUGAUACGUACUCCUGAUGUCGACAACGCGAAAGACCCUCACAUUUCUACCCUGGCAGAGACGCCUUCACGAAUCUCCACCUACUUUAAAGGCAAAAAGAGACGAUUCGAGUUUCAGUUUCAAAUUAAACUCAAGCACGUUCCUCAAGGCCCUCUGUUUCUGGGCUGCGAAUUGGAAAAUUCCAUCAAGAUUGGUACCAUUACCAAAGGCCUUGUUGGCAUUCUACUCGCCAUGGUCCGACGCAUUAACCCCGGCUUUCACUUUGCCUGGGGUCCAGACAACAAGACGGAUGCGUCUGCUAUUGCGUCCGGUGAUUACGAAAAGACCCACAUUUCAUUUCCGGUGGAAGCGUCCAUGGACCGAAUUGUAAUUUCCAAGGCCGGGGAAGAUCCACCGACUUUGGGCCACGAACUCUUCGAAACCAACGAGUCCGUCAAACGACGUCGUAAAAUGGGAGCGGGUUCGGUGGACUGGAACACGAGCGACACUUAUACCAUGUGUUUGUGGUCGGCUUACGCGGACUGGAUCAAGUGGAAGAGUCUCAACGUACCUGGUGUGUCGCCUUUUUUGUUUUCCCGUGUUACCGGUAAACAACCCAUCUACCUUUCGGUGUACGAAAUUGAUAACAUUUCUCCUAGCGAAUAUCGUCGGAAAAAGGGUAUCCCGCACACCCGCAAAGAUCUGAGAGUGUACACGCGCCUGGAAUUUUCUCACGUGGACAAGACAAUUGGUGGUUUGGCCGAUUCGAUCCUCAAAAAGCCGCGCUCCAGCGUCCUCAGCAGUGAACAAUCGUUGCCAGACACGGAGAGCGUAGAUUCCGAUUUUGAGGUGGCUUCGCGUGUAACUACCUGA